Molecule: messenger RNA, 2346 nt
Organism: Gigantopelta aegis
Lineage: Eukaryota; Metazoa; Mollusca; Gastropoda; Neomphalida; Peltospiridae
Product: carbohydrate-responsive element-binding protein-like
Exons: 7
Coding region: 184-1287 (367 amino acids)
Biological process (GO): regulation of transcription by RNA polymerase II
Cellular component (GO): nucleus
Molecular function (GO): protein dimerization activity; RNA polymerase II cis-regulatory region sequence-specific DNA binding; DNA-binding transcription factor activity, RNA polymerase II-specific
Source: RefSeq, a predicted model, not a curated record
CAACUGGUGUACGCUGUUUUCUAGUGUGCUCACCAAUCGUCGUAUAUAGCUGGGGUUUUAUUAAACGAAGCACACGAUGGUCUUAUCUAAAGUGUCCUAUCAGUGGACCAGCGUUCGUCUGGUAGACAUUUGAUUCAGCAUUGGUUGUAGAAGUAUUUUCAAAGUCAUUCUUUAAUCGAAUCAAUGUCGCCGUCCCCUGACUCUUCUUCGAGGAUGACUGUUCACGCGACCACCCUGAAACUGAAGAGGAAAUGCGGCCGGCCGAGGAAUCCCAUCCCUAGACACAAACGAGAGUCGCACAUCAGCGCCGAGUACCGAAGACGAGACAAAAUACAGAAUGGAUUCCAAAUACUGAAAAAUAUAGUUCCGCAAAAUGGAGAAGCCCAUGUUAUACGAGACAGCAAGGCGGAGAUUCUGUUUAAAGCGGUUGAUCAUAGCAAAAGGCUCCAAGCUGAAUACAAGGAACAAAAGAUGAUGAUUAGUGAACUGCAGGCAGAAAUGAAGAGUUUAAAACUGGAAAUAGAGUCACAGAAGAACCUCGCCCCAGAUGAGAGUGUUUCAGAGAAGAAACAAGCAACAAUGGAGGAACGUUUACAAGAAUACAUUCAAGAGCGUACAAAGAAAAAUUGGAGGUUUAAGAUUUUCAGUUUUUUCAUCCGACCGUUGUUCGAGUCUUACAACAGCUGCGUGUCGCAGGCUUCUCUUCAGAGUUUUAUAUCGUCCGUCGUGGACUGGGCGUCCAGGAAACUCACACUCACAGCACUGAGAAAUGUGGUAUUUGGCUGUCUUCUAUCGACGUGUAACGAAUCCUCCAUGAUGGGCUACUCGUCCACUGUACCCGAAGAAGCCUUCAUCCAGACAAGCUCUACUCUGGACAUUCUCUACCCUGGAGACACCUCAACCAUGUCGAACACUCCGACUGAUGACUUCAGAAUCGAUCUGGACCAAGACAAGGACUCAACGCUUAUACCUGACGCAAAUCAGGACUCGACACCUAUACCUGACGCAAAUCAGGACCUGACUCUCAGUUGUGUGGUUCCAGAAGAGCCGCUGUUUGGUUCCUUGGCUGGAAUAGAUGGUUUGUUAGAAUCUGACGACACUAAGGACAUGUCCUUAAACAGUCUUGAGUUCAAGGACUUGGCGUUUGGUUCACUUCUCAGCGAGGAUUUCACACUCGGGUCGUCCUCCUGCAUGGAUCUCAGUGACUUGUCGCUCAGUCCUCUGGUGGACAAAGACUUUAACCUCGGCACCUUCGUACUCGGUGAACCCAUAUACACACCUCUUUAACAAAGAACAAGCAAAUACAUUCUCUUUGACUUAAGAAUUGUUAGACAUAAAUUCACCCUCUCACGAAUGCUCAAACACUCGCACACAUCCUCAUUUGAAGCGUUGUCACACAAACACACACAGAUACAGAGAGAGAGAGAGAGAGAGAGAGAGAGAGAGAGAGAGAGAGAGAGAGAGAGAGAGAGAGAGAGAGAGAGAGAGAGAGAGAGAGAGAGAGAGAGAGAGAGAGAGCGGGGGGGGGGGACGACAGACAGAAAUUGGUUUUCUAAUACGUCUAACGAGUGUUGUAAAUGUUAGAACGCUGGACGCUUGUAUACAUACACCCUAUUGUGGCAUGGACACAUAUACACACACACACACAUCGCACCUACACACACUAAAGAAUGAUCACACACUCGCACAAAUACAGUUUUUGAGACACCACUUACACAAAAACCUCUUAUACCUCAACACAAGGUGGUCUGAGAAAACAUGUCGGUUACUCACCGUUUGAGUCGAAAGUCCGCCAAUAAUCGGCAAACGCAUAAAUGCUUGUUAUUAAAUUUUAAAGCUACCCCAACUCCCAACAUGCAGUACACAGAGGCUAAAAACAGAACUGUGUUCAAUUGGUUUGACUUUGCUGUCCUACCAUUCAUCCUGCAUCACAAAGGAGAUUUAACCUCGAUACAAGCUGACAAUAACUUGUUGAGAAAUGUAAAUAAUAAAUCAAUUAAUAAAACAAAAAACACACCUUUAGGUGCGUUGGUGUGGCUUUAAACCUUAAUAUGGUUUUAUAAAUAGUUUUUACAUUAUUCAUCAUAGAACUUCAUACCAAUUCUUCAUUUCAUUUUGAUGCAAAUGUUCUGUAAUGAGUUCUAAUGAUGACAAUAAAUAGGAAUAUUUAAGAGACAGUAUUAUCCUAGCACAGGACGCACAAUCAUAGGAACAUCAGUGAAGCUUAUUGGCAACUCACCUCGUCACUGCAAGUUUACUGUGUUGUACAUACAUAUACAUAAGUAUUAUAUUUAGAGUUUUAUGUAUUUCAAGAGCUUACAAUAUAUUAAUAAAUGCUGUUUAAUA